AUGCCCACUCUGCUCGCCGCGCGCCGAGUCCACUUCGACUCGACGCAGAACCUCAUCCACCCGCUCUCGCCCACCUCAUCCCUCUCCUCCCUUGACACCGAUGGCCCGGAGACGCCCCCGUCCCCGCAACCCGCCUUCCUCCCGCCCGUCUCACCGCACUACCUUUCCCACCUCCGCCCGAAGACCUUCCGCAAGCCGCCCCCGAGUCCCUUGUAUACUUUCUCGCCGGGCUCCAAUUCGUCCAACUCAUCCUAUGGUGACCCCGUGCCCGUGCCCGUCCAGCCACCCAUGGCCGUGCACCCGCUGCUUGCCGCGCCGGACGCGCACCGGCCGUUCCUCGAGAUCCUCGACUACGACCUCUCGUUCCCGUUCGACCCCACGUCGCUCUCGGUGCUCACAAGGUCUGGACGCCUACCCCUGCCACACGACGUCCUCAUCAAGCCCGCGACCUCGCCUUCCGUCACGCACCUCACGAUUUCGCUGCGCAAUUUCCGCUGCCCGUCGACGUGGACCGUCCACGUCACGCCGAGCACCGCAACGGCUGCCCCCGGCGGCGGCGAGUACGGCCGCGCGCCGGAGCUCGUGCCGUUCGUCACCGUCGCGGACGUCCUCGCGCACCUGUACACGCACCUCCGCACGCCCGUGAGCAAGCUCGAGUACGACAUGCUCGAGGACGGGAUGAAGCGGCGCGUCGGCGAGAGCUUCCAUCGCCGGUACACCCGCUACGCGCCCCAGCCCGAGCGCGCGAGGCGCGGAAGCGUCAGUGGACGUGCGCCGAGCCGCACCACCAGGGACGGCGCGCGGCAGCGCAGUGCCAGUCUCAGCGCAGUUGAUCCGCGUUACGAAGAAGAGAGGCGCAAGGGUGUCAAGCGCGUCGAUUGGCUCCAGGGCCGCACCAUGUUCGGUGGACUGAAGUGGGAACGGGGUGACACCUGGAUCUUGUGCCCCCGGUAAUUAACGCAACUCCAAUGCGUUUGUAUCAUAUACCCGUCGAGAUGCAAAGGAAAAGCAGUAAACCAAGCAAGUAUUAUUAUCAACCCAAGCAAGAACACGGCCCUAUCCUACCGCACCCUCGUAAUCCGUCUUCAAUGUGCACAGUCCCUCCGCCCAGCAUAACACAAAAGCAUCGAAUUCCAGCAUCACAGCAAGUAAUUGUACUACCCCUACAUCAGCAUAACAGCAACCCUUAUAUGUCUUAUCAUUAUCCGCUAUCGACCUCGCACGGCAUACGCUCCCCCCAGAUCAUUCGCCGCCUCUUCGUGGUCUGCGUGCAUCGGGGCGUUGUAAAUUAUCCUUCCGUUAUUCUGGUCCGUUUAUUCAUAUGCAUUAUUAUUGCCUAGAUAGUUCGUGGACUAUUCCCUAUUCUAUGGUUGUUCUUUCGGUUCUUUCGGCUUGUACGAUAGAGUUGGUACCGAGAUGGACGGUUUACGAUGACUUCAGAGUAUGAUUACGACUACGAUCACGAUUACGAAUUUCACUUCAGGAUUCUAGUGGUAUAUACGAAUGUGAUGAUCACAAUGUACGACCUGGGAUGAUUAGAAUAAUUAUCC
This is a messenger RNA of Gloeophyllum trabeum ATCC 11539, 1550 nucleotides long. RefSeq lists its product as uncharacterized. The record is from RefSeq and is a predicted model, not a curated record. Bases 1 to 954 code for a protein of 317 amino acids. The transcript has 2 exons. Lineage: Eukaryota; Fungi; Basidiomycota; Agaricomycetes; Gloeophyllales; Gloeophyllaceae.